CAAAGAUGGCGACGGUCACGAAGUGAAACGAUGGGAGAAACCUACCGCCUGCAAACGAUUUUUUGGUGAAACUUGUAAAAAGCCGAUUCUGUUGGAAUCAUAAAUAUACGGAUAUCUAUCAGAGCUUGACUAAAUCUUGUCAGCAUGGAUGAUACACGCAUUGAAUGGAUGAGAAACAAGAUGUAUCUUGGACUGGGUAUUACGGACCCUGAGGUGUUUGACGAUUUGUUAUCUCGAGAAGACGGACGAUACGAGAACGAAAUACUGAAAUUUCUGAACGAAACUCCAAAGGAAGGAUGUACGAUGAUAUUCUACUCCAAGUUGAAGGAAGAAGAAGAGGAAAUUGAAGUUGAAGCAGAACCAGAAUUUCCAGAGCUGACGGCCAGUGGUGAUGAAGAAGGUGACAAGACAUCAACAAGUGGUGCUGAAUUGGCUGCAGAAGGUGACGAUCUGGUCAUGGAGAGGGUUCCCUCUGCAAAAUCCAAAGCUGCUGAGGAAACAUCAUCUGUCAAAGAGGGUUCUCAACCUGCGGAACCUCCACAGACUAAUCCCGAGACUGGAGAGGAGACUGCUCCAUCUGCAGCUGAAGGAGCAGAAGGUGGUGCUGCAGAGGAAGGAGAAGAGCAUCAAAUGACCCCUCCACUCCCUAGGACUAAAAUCAUCAUACAGAAAGUUUUAAGGACAGUAAUGUAUGUUUGUUAUGAGCACCUUCCUGAAGACUUUGCAGAUGAGAAUGCUUUUUACUUUGUACGGAAUAAUACUGGUCCUGUUCCUCUGCCAUCGACACUUGAAGAAGCAGAAGAAAUACUCUCUCCUCUGUUUGAGUUUGGUUCACAAAAUGGGCCCUCAUUACAAAUGCUGGAACAUCUUCUAACACUGGUGUAUAUGCCUCUUUUGUCACACAAUGGUCAGCGAAAUGAGAGUUCUUCUGAUAGUGGUAGUCACAGAAGAAGCAGUGUUCACACUGGUGAUACAGGCCAUGAUCAGGGCUCAGAAGAAAGUCGAACAAGGGUUAUCUUACGAGAUGAGUUUUUGAUGAACAUGCAAAAAUUCGCAUCACACAUCAGCCGGACAAUUCACCAGUUGGAGGGUGAUAUUCGUCUUGAAAUGCCUGACGUUAUGCUAGGUGAUGACAUUGCGGAGAUGGCCAAGGACACAGAACUGGUGGCAAUGUUGGAGGAAACGCUGCACAACUGGGAAGUGACUAUCUCUUCUGCCUUGGAAGUCCAGUUAAAGAAAACACCUCAAGGAAAUGGACCUUUGGCUGAGAUUGAUUUCUGGAGGGAAAGGAAUGCAACACUGAGUGCUAUCACAGAGCAGUUGAAACUGCCGACAGUUAAUAAAGUUGUGGCCAUCUUGACUAAUGUUCAUUCUGACAGUCUAGCAAGCUUCGAGUAUCACAGAGCAGAGCUCACAAAAUACUACACUGAGGCUAAAGACAAUGUGCGAUUUCUCUCAACUCUUGAGAGACAUUUUAAAAACUUGGCUCAUGGUGCAAGCUUCAACAUUGUCCUAGAGACAAUACCUUCAAUGAUGAAUGCGUUGAGAAUGGUGUGGAUUAUAUCCCGCCAUUACAACAGAGACGAAAGGAUGGUGCCCUUGAUGGAAAGGAUCGCUUGGGAACUCAGUGAAAGAGUUUCCAAGAUUGUCAAUGUUCGCACUAUUUUCAAGGAACCACCUUACCUCAUGAAACAAAAAACAUCUGAAGCCAAGAAGACCUUGGAAACUUGGAAGGAAUCCUACUUUGAUGUGAGAGCCAAGAUAGAGGCUUCAGGCAGAGAUGCUAGGUGGGAGUUUGAUAGAAAGCGCUUGUUUGAGAGGACAGAUCACAUGGCUUCCAUCUGUGAAGAUUUGAAGGAGGUGGCGACAGUGAUGGAGGAGUUUUACAACAUCUUUGGACCUGAACUAAAGGCAGUGACUGGGGAUCCCAAGCGUAUUGAGGAUGUGUUAAAGAGAGUUGAUGGACUUGUAAAACCCAUUGAAAAUGUUGGAUUUGACGCCUUCAGUCUGAGGCAUGCUGCAAGUUGGCGCAAUGUCAUGGAUUGGUUCCACAGGGAAGUGACAGCCAUUGAAAAUGAAGCUAGACAUUUCAUUGAUGACUCGUUCAAGACUCUGAGAUCUGCAGAGGGAGCCUUUGACAUGCUCUUGAACUUCAGACACAUAAGAUCUCGUGAAGCCAUUAACUCACAAAUGAUGAAGAAGUUUAAUGACAUCUUAUUACAGUUUGGAAAAGAGGUGGAUGCAAUGUAUACACUGUUCAAAGCCAAUGCCGACAAGCCUCCAAUCUUCAAGAAUCAGCCCCCUGUAGCUGGAGCCAUCAGCUGGGAACGUUCUCUUUUCCUUCGCAUAAAGCACACCAUACUGAGAUUUCAAGAGAUGGAGGACAUGCUAAACUCAGAGCAAGGAAAACUGGCGAGCAAAAAGUAUCUCAGUGUGGCUCGACAAAUGAAGGAGUAUGAAGACAGAAAAUAUGAAGCAUGGAAGGAACAGGUUGAAGCCAAUCUCCUGAUCUACCUCAAGAAAAACCUGUUGACCAAACCCUCAACCAGCUCUGCCACUACACACAGGAGUGUCGCGGAUGAAGGUGCCAGCUCUGAGGAUGCUUCUGGUAGCCUUGCUGCGGCUCUACAGUCUCAAGCCUCACAUCCCAACUUACAGUACAUAGCAGAUUUUUCACCAGAGUUAGGAUUGAUCAUUAUGGAGACAAAGUACCUUGAACAACUUGGUUUCCAGGUUCCUGAACUAGCCAGAAAUGUUGCUUUACAGGAGGAAAAGUACAUUAAAUAUGUGGAUGGCUUGAAACUGAUGUUGGAUAGAUACCACACUGUUCUUGGAAGUCUCAAUGUCGCAGAGACACAACUUCUGGAAGAUCACAUCAAGGAACUUAAACGUGUUCUGAAACCAGGAGCAAAGAGAUUAAACUGGAAUUCACUUGGAAUUAGUGACUACAUCACAAGAUGUGGACAGGCAAUCAGCAAGUUCGAAUCACUUGUGAACCAAAUCCAAAAGAAUGCCAAAGACAUAAACAGCCGUCUGGAGAUGAUCGAGAACACAGUGUUGUUCAAACAUCCUCCACCCAAGAUAGGAGGGAUGCUACCUGAUGCUAAGGAAUUCUUUGAAUAUCUUGAGAAAGCAAGAGGUUUGGAGCUUGACAACUUGUCCAGGAAAUACCGAGCCAUUGGACCACUAUUGACAAAGAUGGAAGGACUUGUAGUGCACACCAACACAGGCAGAUCCACCAAACUACAGCCUUACUAUGCUUACUGGGAGAACUCUGUUUAUGAAGCUCUUACCAAGAUGGUGACAAAGAAUUUGCAACAGUUUAACCAGCAACUUCAUGCCCGCCAACCAUUUUUCCAGAUAGAGACUGUUCUGUCUGCACCAGAGAUUGUCUUGUCGCCUCCUGCCAAUGAGAUUUACAAGUUAAUCAUGCAGUGUGUCCGAGACAUGGUGGAAGGAACAAGGAUGUUUGUCCGCUGGAUGCACGGCACCUGUAUUGAGACUCCGCCCCAACACGCUGAAGGUGAAGACGAGCCUGUGGUGUUCAGUUUCUUCACGGACAUUUCAUCUAAUCCUGCCAUCAUUGACAUGGUGACAACUUUGUCUAAGAGUGUGCAGAACACUCUAGGAAUGCUGAACAAAUACUUGACUCGCUGGAGAAGGUACCGACUGCUCUGGAAACUUGAUAAGAGUAACAUGGUGGAGAAGUUUGCGCAGAAGAAGCCGACGUGUAUUGCAUACGAUGAAAAGCUUCAGUUCUACUCAAAUCUGGUUAUUGAGGUUGGGAACCAGGUGAUGACUAAAGAUGUGGAUUUUGUUCGUCUAAACCUGGACCCACUGGCUUCAACCAUUCAGGCAAAUGCGAGAGCCUGGGUCAAGGAACUGGGCAAGUUUUUGAACGAGUCGGCGAGAGAAGAUCUGAAUGCGCUAAAAGGAGAAAUUGAGGGUUUAACAGAUGAUCUCAAGCGGCCCCCAGACACACUAGAAGACUUGAAAUUUGUCCUGCGUGUGAUUGCAGACAUCAGAGACAAAUCCCUUGAUGUGGAGCUUCGUUACGUUGACUUACAAGAAAGAUACCGAACAUUACUCAUGUACGAUAUUGAGGUAGGAGGAGAAACAAUUCCAUCACUAACUCAGGAUAAGUGCGACGGAUAUAUUAACUGGAGGAGGAACUUUCUUGUGGUCCACACUCCGUGCCUUUUCCAAGCACAUGCCCAAAGAGGGCCAGAAAUGUUUCGACAUUUAACCAUGUACCUGCUUACCCCUCCCUCCCUCAUCCAUAUUGAUGGCUUCAUCAAACAGCUCAAGAGACUUCCACGGGAGGUCAAAGCUUUACCGCUAUGUCAUGUCCUAGAAGAGAAAAUGAAGGAAUUUAAGAACUCUAUACCGCUCUUCUCUGAUUUGAAGAACGAAGCUCUAAGAGAACGCCAUUGGAAGAAGCUCAUGGAAAUGACGGGCAUGAAAUUCGACCUGAAUCCCGACACCUUCACACUCCAGAACAUGUUCGCCAUGGAGUUACAUAAGUUCCAGGAUGUAAUCGGUGACAUCACGGCCAGUGCCACAAAGGAGCUCGGGAUCGAAAAAGGCAUCAGUGAAGUAGGGGAUACGUGGGGAGCCAUGAAAUUCACCGUGUCUAAAUUUAUGAAGGGAACACAGGAGAGAGGGUUCAUUUUGGGUGCUGUGGAUGAAAUUCUACAGAUUCUGGACGAUAAUGCUAUGAAUCUUCAGAGCAUGUCUGCAUCUCGGUUUGUUGGGCCUUUCCUGGAAACGGUUAACAAGUGGGAGAAGAGUUUGUCGCACAUUGGUGAGGUGGUCGAGGUGUGGAUGGUUGUGCAAAGAAAGUGGAUGUACCUGGAAAGUAUCUUUAUUGGAGGUGAUAUCCGAGCGCAGCUGCCAGAAGAGGCCAAGAAAUUUGACGACAUUGACAAAACGUUCAAGAAGCUUGGUGGUGCUCCAGCAGGGCCUGCUGGUACAGGAAAAACCGAGACAGUCAAGGAUCUGGCCAAAGCACUGGGAUUACUGUGUGUUGUUACUAACUGUGGAGAAGGCAUGGACUACAAGUCCAUCGGCAAGAUUUUCUCUGGCUUGGCACAGUGUGGAGCCUGGGGCUGCUUUGACGAGUUUAACCGUAUUGAUGUAUCUGUGUUGUCGGUUAUCUCCACUCAAAUCAAAACGCUACAAAACUCAAUCAGUAACCAUCUCAAGAGGCUACAGUUUGAAGGCACUGAGAUAGCAUUGGACGGUCGCAUGGGAAUCUUUGUCACCAUGAAUCCUGGCUAUGCUGGUCGUACUGAGCUUCCGGAGAGCGUCAAAGCUUUGUUUAGACCCGUGAUGUGUAUUGUACCUGAUCUGCAACAGAUCUGUGAGAUCAUGCUUUUCUCAGAAGGAUUCUUACUGGCUAAGGUCCUUGCCAAGAAGAUGACAGUACUGUAUAAGCUGGCGUCAGGGCAGCUCUCCAAGCAAUCUCAUUACGACUUUGGACUUCGUGCAUUGAAGGCCGUGCUUGUGAUGGCAGGAGAGCUUAAGAGAGGCUCUCCUGAUCUUAGCGAGGAUGUAGUACUGAUGCGUGCAUUGCGUGAUAUGAACCUGCCAAAGUUCGUGUUUGAAGACGUACCACUCUUCCUCGGCCUCAUUGCUGACUUGUUUCCAGGCCUUGAUUGUCCAAGAGUGCGCUACCCGAACUUUAACGACGCUGUGGAAGCCGUUUUACAAGACAACAAAUAUGUGCUACUUCCACAUCAGGCUGAUAAAGUUGUUCAAAUGUACGAGACUAUGUUGACUCGUCACACAACCAUGAUCGUGGGUCCUACUGGAGGAGGAAAGACUGUUGUCAUCAACACCUUAGCACAGGCACAGACACGUCUUAGUAUCCCUACCAAACUGUACGUAAUGAACGCCAAAGCAUGCACAGUAGUGGAGCUUUAUGGUACACUGGACCCAGUCACACGAGACUGGACGGAUGGUCUGCUGUCCUGUAUCUUCCGUGAGAUCAACAAACCAACAGACAAGAAUGAGCGCAAGUACAUCGUGUUCGAUAGCGACGUGGACGCUCUGUGGGUUGAAAACAUGAACUCCGUCAUGGAUGACAACAGGCUUUUGACUCUGGCUAAUGGCGAAAGAAUUCGGCUUCAGAAACACUGUGCCUUGCUAUUUGAGGUUGCAGAUCUUCGUUAUGCCUCCCCGGCCACUGUGUCCCGUUGUGGUAUGGUGUACGUAGAUCCUAAGAACUUGGGCUACAAUCCCUACUGGCAGAAAUGGUAUCACGCCCGCGGGAGUGAUAAGGAGAGAGAAGAGCUGAACAGACUGUUCGAGAAAUAUGUGCCGCCCUGUAUUGACCUUAUACUGGAAGGGAUCGUUGAAGGAAAAAUAGGAAAGAAACUGAAGACUAUCAUUCCUCUGACAAACCUAAACAUGGUUGUUCAACUGUCGCAGAUGUUGGAUGCACUUCUCCCCCCUGCAGAAAACGCUCAGUUCCUUGGCUCUGAAACAACAGAGGCUAUCUUCUUGUCAGCGCUGACCUGGUCAUUAGGAGGAGGCCUGCUUGAGGACGGCCGGACUGUAUUUGAUAUGUUCGUCAAGAGGAUCGCUUCCUUGCCUCAAAAUCCUGCUGAAGGAACAAUUGUUGGACCAGGUGAAAUUCCCAGCGCCCAGUCAACGUUAUUCGAGUACUAUUUUGACUCCAAGAAGCUCCUCUGGGUCCCCUGGAUCGACGUCAUCCCUGAGUACGUUCACGAUCCCGAGAAAAAGUUCUCUGAGAUUUUGGUUCCUACUGUGGACACUGUCAGGACAACAUGGCUGCUGGAGCUCAUGGUCAGCAUAAAGAGACCCGUGGUACUUGUGGGAGAGACUGGCACUUCUAAGUCUGCUACGACAGCGAACUUUUUGAGGGGCCUGGACAAAGAUUCUACGCUCCUACUCAACAUCAACUUCUCGUCUCGAACAACAUCCAUGGACGUACAACGGAAUCUCGAGGCCAACGUAGAGAAGAGGACAAAAGACACUUACGGUCCCCCCAUGGGUAAGAGACUGCUGGUGUUCAUGGAUGACAUGAACAUGCCUCAAGUGGAUGAGUACGGGACUCAACAGCCAAUCGCUUUACUGAAACUGCUGCUGGAGAGGGGAGGCAUGUACGACAGAGGCAAGGAACUCAACUUGAAGAAUUUCAGGGAUAUCGGCUUCGUGGCGGCCAUGGGAAAGGUACGGUGUUUUUACAACUGAUUAUUUAGAUCUAACGUUUGAGACAGAGAAAUGUCUCCCUACANCCACAGAAGAUGUGCAACUGUGGUAAGAACAUCAGUGACACCCUCGGCUAUCGCCUCGAUCGUGUCACUUUUUUGUUCUCACCACAUUUUGACAUCAUCUGUGAUCUAUUACUGAACAGACGCACGGCAAUGUGGAAUCUAUUUGUUAAGUAACCUACUCCUCUUAUUUACUGGUCAAAACUCUCUAUGUCCGUGUAAAAAUGAAACAUUAGUGGACUUCUGCACUCUCAAUUUUCUUAUGCGUUGCUUAUUUCGCUCCUGUUGUCAGGGUUACCUCGAGGAACUGGUUGAACAGAACUUCACAAACUAUGUGGACAUGGUCAAUCGUGAACCGAUCCUGUUUGGAGAUUAUCGCAAUGCGUUGACUGAAGAUCCUCGCUUGUAUGAGGAUAUCGUGGAUUAUGAAGCGGCCAAAGCUAUUUUUGAUGAGAUCCUAGAAGAAUACAACAUGGACCACGUCCCAAUGAACCUUGUUCUCUUUGAUGACGCUAUCGAGCAUCUGACACGUGUUCACCGCGUGAUCCGCAUGGAGAAAGGUCACGCUCUACUGGUGGGAGUAGGGGGCAGCGGUAAACAGUCCCUCACCAAGUUAGGCGCCUUUUCUGCUGGGUGCGAGGUGUUUGAGAUCACACUUACUCGAGGGUAUGACGAGGGUUCUUUCAGAGAGGACCUGAAGGGACUUUAUUCGAAACUUGGAUUGGAAAACAAGAAAAUGGUGUUCUUGUUUACUGAUGCUCAUGUUGCUCAAGAAGGAUUCCUCGAGCUCAUUAACAACAUGCUGACGUCAGGCAUGGUUCCCGCGCUUUUCCCUGAUGACGAGAAAGAAGGGAUCAUUGGCCAGGUUCGAGACGAGGCAAACAAGGCCGGAGUACCACCCGCAAGGGAGUCUAUUUGGCAGUACUUUGUUAACAAGUGCGCGAACAACCUUCACAUCGUGCUAGCCAUGUCUCCUGUGGGGGAGACCCUCAGGACACGAUGCCGUAACUUCCCUGGCUUGGUCAAUAACUGCAGUAUUGACUGGUUCACGGCCUGGCCACAACAGGCAUUGCAUGCUGUCGCCUCGGUAUUUCUGGGAGAGAAUAACGACAAGAUUCCCGACGAGCACCGCGAAAACGUCGUCAACCACGUGGUGUAUGUCCAUCAGACUGUCGGCGUGUUCAGUAAGACAUUCCUGCAGAAGCUAAGGAGAGUCAACUACACCACACCCAAGAACUACCUGGAUUUCAUCAACACCUACAACAAGCUACUGGAAGAGAAGGACAAGUUCGUCUUAGAACAAUGUCAUCGUCUCGAUGGAGGCCUGAGCAAACUGCUGGCCGCUAGCGAACAACUCAAAGAACUGAAUGAAAAAUUGGAAAUCCAGAAAGUGGCGGUGACAGAGAAGAGCGAAGCCUGCGAGAAACUGCUGCUGGAGAUCCAGCGUGCCACUGAACAAGCUAACGAGAAGAAAGCCAUGGCGGUGGGCAAGAGAGAAGAGAUAGCCGAGCAAAAUAAGGAGAUCGUUGUAGAGAAAGCCGAAGCUGAGGAGGCUCUUGCCCAGGCCCUGCCCGCGUUAGAGGAGGCCAAACUGGCUUUACAGGAUUUGGACAAGUCUGACGUCACUGAGAUCAGGUCAUUCGCCAAACCCCCCCGUGCGGUACAGAUGGUGUCCGAGUGCAUUGUGGUUAUGCGUGGCUACAAGGAGGUGUCCUGGAAACAAGCCAAGGGAAUGAUGUCAGAAGCGAACUUCCUGAAGAGCUUGACGGAUAUGGACGUGGAUGGUAUCACAUCCCCUCAGGUUCGUCGCUGUCGUGACAUGCUGAAAGAACUGAAUAUCACAGUCGAAGAGAUGAAGGAAGUCAGCAAGGCAGGUGCUGGAUUGCUCAAGUUCGUGGUUGCUGUGUUGGGAUACUGCUCAGUGGCCAGAGAGAUCAAACCCAAGAGAGAGAAGGUGGCUAGGUUGGAAAGGAAUUUCCUUCUAAGCAAGCGUGAACUUGAGAAGAUAGAGAAGGAAGUGAAAGCUUUAGAUGAGGAACUUAAGAAUCUGGGCGACAAGUACGAUGCCGCCAUGAGAGAACGGGCCAGUCUACUGGAAGAGGCGGAGAUCAUGGAACGACGAUUAAUAGCAGCUGAUAAGCUCAUCUCGGGUCUGGGAUCUGAGAAAAUACGAUGGACUGAAGACCUUGAGGAGCUGAAACGACAACGGGUCCGUCUAUUGGGUGACUGCCUCCUGGCCUCGGCCUUCCUUAGCUACCUUGGGGCCUUUACUUGGGACUUCCGGCGGGACAUGCUCCGGGGGGAGUGGGAGAAGGAUGUCCUCAACCGGGACAUCCCUGUGAGUCAGCCCUUCAAGUUGGAUACGUUCCUUACUAACGAUGUGGAGAUCAGUCGAUGGACGUCUGAGGGGCUCCCCCCGGAUGAACUGUCCAUCGAGAAUGGUAUCCUGACCACACAGGCCAGCCGGUAUCCACUGUGUAUAGAUCCACAACAGCAGGCUCUGAAUUGGAUCAAGAAGAAAGAGGAGAAGAACAAUUUGAAGGUUGUAACUUUCAACGAUCCAGAUUUUCUGAAACAACUGGAGCUGGCCAUCAAAUAUGGCUUCCCUAUUCUGUUCAAAGAUGUGGACGAGUACAUUGAUCCUGUAAUCGAUAACGUGCUGGACAAGAACAUCAAAGGGGAGCCGGGUCGGGAGUUUGUCAUGCUAGGAGAUAAAGAAGUGGAUUAUGACCCCAGUUUCCGUCUGUACCUCAACACGAAACUGUCAAACCCCAAGUACACUCCGACUCAUUUUAGUCGCUGUAUGGUGGUGAACUACACAGUGACAAUGAAAGGACUGGAGGACCAGCUGUUGAGUGUUAUUGUGGGAUUUGAGAGGAAGGAGCUUGAGGAGCAGAGAGAAAGACUUAUUCAAGAAACCAGUGAUAACAAACGACUGUUGAAGGAUCUCGAGGACACUCUCCUUCGUGAGCUGGCUACUUCUCAGGGGAACAUGUUGGAUAAUGUUGAACUGGUUCAGACUCUGGAGGACACUAAGACUAAGGCUGUCGAGGUCGCUGAGAAGUUGAAGCUUGGUGCCAAAACAGCAAUCGAUAUCGACAAGCUCCGCGAUGGUUAUAGGCCAGCGGCUAAGCUAGGAGCCGUUCUGUUCUUCGUGUUAUCGGAGAUGUCAGCAGUGAACUCUAUGUACCAGUACUCUCUCGCUUCGUACUUACAAGUGUUUGACUUGUCUUUGAGGAAGAGUUUGCCAGACUCCAUUCUACCAAAACGACUCAAGAACAUCAUGGACACUCUGACUAUGAAUGUGUACAACUACGCUUGUACUGGUCUGUUUGAACGCCACAAGCUCUUGUUCUCCUUCCAAAUGACCAUCAAGAUCAUGGAGGCUGACGGCAAACUAAACCCAGAGGAGCUGGAUUUCUUCUUAAAGGGCAACAUCUCUUUAGAGAAGAGUUCUCGCUCUAAGCCAUUCCCCUGGAUACCGGAACAAGGCUGGGAAGAUAUACAGAGACUGAUGACUGUCACUCCUGAAGCGUUCAAUUCGUUAUCUGAUGACAUAGAAAAAAAUGGCAACGAAUGGAAAGAGUGGUGUGAUCACGACUCGCCGGAAUCCGCCGCCUUCCCCGGCCGUUACGAGGAGAAGCUGACAGAUUUCCAACGACUUCUUCUUUUGCGUUGUUUCCGUGUGGACAGAGUUUACCUGGCCAUUACGAAUUUCGUGACAGGAAGAAUGAGCGAGAAGUACGUGACCCCGCCCGUGAUUAGUUUUGAGGCGAUAUUCGAACAGUCCAAUCCGUUCUCGCCGAUCAUCUUCAUACUCAGUCCCGGCUCGGAUCCCGCCAGUGAUUUGAUGAAGCUGGCUGACAGAUCAGGCUUUGGUGGCAACAAGCUGAAGUUCCUUGCUAUGGGACAGGGACAAGAAAAGUUGGCUUUACAACUGCUUGAGACGGCGAUAGCUCGAGGUCAGUGGCUGAUGCUUCAAAACUGUCACUUGCUGGUGAAGUGGCUGAGGGAACUUGAGAAGGUCCUGGAGAGAAUCAGCAAACCACACCCUGAUUUUAGGCUCUGGCUCACCACGGACCCAACUCCGGAGUUUCCUAUCGGGAUCCUACAGAGGUCCCUCAAGGUUGUUACUGAGCCGCCAAACGGUCUGAAGUUGAACCUGCGCAGUACUUACCACAAGAUAACCAAUCAGGCGCUUGCAGAUUGUCCUCACCAGUCCUUCUCACCACUAGUGUUUGUGCUGGGUUUCUUCCACGCUGUAGUCCAAGAAAGAAGAAAGUAUGGUAAGAUUGGCUGGAAUAUCGCUUAUGACUUCAACGAGUCCGACUUCAGAGUGUGUAUGACUCUACUCAAUACUUACCUGACCAAAUCACUGGAGAGUCCUGAUAAGAAGAUCCCUUGGGCCAGCUUGAAGUAUCUUAUCGGCGAGGUGAGUAUUCUAUUUGAAGGGAAUCAUCAUUCGCCCGCAAUCGGUCUGUUUGAACGCCACAAGCUCUUGUUCUCCUUCCAAAUGACCAUCAAGAUCAUGGAGGCUGACGGCAAACUAAACCCAGAGGAGCUGGAUUUCUUCUUAAAGGGCAACAUCUCUUUAGAGAAGAGUUCUCGCUCUAAGCCAUUCCCCUGGAUACCGGAACAAGGCUGGGAAGAUAUACAGAGACUGAUGACUGUCACUCCUGAAGCGUUCAAUUCGUUAUCUGAUGACAUAGAAAAAAAUGGCAACGAAUGGAAAGAGUGGUGUGAUCACGACUCGCCGGAAUCCGCCGCCUUCCCCGGCCGUUACGAGGAGAAGCUGACAGAUUUCCAACGACUUCUUCUUUUGCGUUGUUUCCGUGUGGACAGAGUUUACCUGGCCAUUACGAAUUUCGUGACAGGAAGAAUGAGCGAGAAGUACGUGACCCCGCCCGUGAUUAGUUUUGAGGCGAUAUUCGAACAGUCCAAUCCGUUCUCGCCGAUCAUCUUCAUACUCAGUCCCGGCUCGGAUCCCGCCAGUGAUUUGAUGAAGCUGGCUGACAGAUCAGGCUUUGGUGGCAACAAGCUGAAGUUCCUUGCUAUGGGACAGGGACAAGAAAAGUUGGCUUUACAACUGCUUGAGACGGCGAUAGCUCGAGGUCAGUGGCUGAUGCUUCAAAACUGUCACUUGCUGGUGAAGUGGCUGAGGGAACUUGAGAAGGUCCUGGAGAGAAUCAGCAAACCACACCCUGAUUUUAGGCUCUGGCUCACCACGGACCCAACUCCGGAGUUUCCUAUCGGGAUCCUACAGAGGUCCCUCAAGGUUGUUACUGAGCCGCCAAACGGUCUGAAGUUGAACCUGCGCAGUACUUACCACAAGAUAACCAAUCAGGCGCUUGCAGAUUGUCCUCACCAGUCCUUCUCACCAUUAGUGUUUGUGCUGGGUUUCUUCCACGCUGUAGUCCAAGAAAGAAGAAAGUAUGGUAAGAUUGGCUGGAAUAUCGCUUAUGACUUCAACGAGUCCGACUUCAGAGUGUGUAUGACUCUACUCAAUACUUACCUGACCAAAUCACUGGAGAGUCCUGAUAAGAAGAUCCCUUGGGCCAGCUUGAAGUAUCUUAUCGGCGAGUUGGAUAACGUUCCUCCUCAGGCUCUCGCUGGUGAAGUAGGAAUGAGUAGCGAACUGGACGAGGUUGCGCGUGCGCUGUUCAAUGGUCAGAUUCCUAACGAACAUUCCCAGCAGCUGUGUGAAAUUAAAGAAGAUUUGGAAAAGCGGGAAACACUGAAACGAGCCAGGACAGAGGAACAUUCCCAGCAGCUGUGUGAAAUUAAAGAAGAUUUGGAAAAGCGGGAAACACUGAAACGAGCCAGGACAGAGGUUGUUGCAUGCCUUGAUGCUUCAAGUCAGGAUUCGCAACCAAGGAAGAUAAUAACAGAAAAGUUUAGGAAGACUUAA
Molecule: messenger RNA, 13146 nt
Organism: Orbicella faveolata
Lineage: Eukaryota; Metazoa; Cnidaria; Anthozoa; Scleractinia; Merulinidae
Product: dynein axonemal heavy chain 10-like
Biological process (GO): microtubule-based movement
Cellular component (GO): dynein complex
Molecular function (GO): minus-end-directed microtubule motor activity; ATP binding; dynein intermediate chain binding
Source: RefSeq, a predicted model, not a curated record